AUGAUAGAUCCCAACAUGUUAAUGUAUGGAAGAAGGUGGUUCACCCCUCUGUUUAAGCCAUUUAUUUGCUCUAUUCAUUUAGUGGAUAUUGUGGUCCUCUUUAUUCCUGACAUUGGUUUAGUUCCUGGGGGUGUGAAGAGUGGGAAGGAAAAUGAAAGAAACAGGAACACAAAUAGGUUAAUUUUUGAAGGCAUAAAUUCUUGCAUUAACCAUUCAGCCAUUAUAACAAGAAUCUUGCUUCCAAUAUAUUUCUAUUUCCUACUCAAAAUGCCUUGUCCACAUUAUUUUCUCAAGUUGUUUCUGUGUUUGAAAUUGUUAAGGGUUGUGGAAGACUAUUUCAACUGUGCUGUGUUGUAUUUGAGAGAAAAGACCUGUCCUGAGGUCACAGGAAACAGCAAGUACAAGUGUCUCUUGAGACAAAAGUUGGCAUAA
Messenger RNA from Rangifer tarandus platyrhynchus (Svalbard reindeer), 432 nucleotides. The record is from the annotation of a GenBank genome assembly. Lineage: Eukaryota; Metazoa; Chordata; Mammalia; Artiodactyla; Cervidae.